GGAAAACCGAAAUAGCUUCGUCUUGAGAUUUCAACUGUGCGAUUUGCCUUCAGUCUUGUAUACAAUUCUCUCUGGUAACUGAAACGUUGAAAGUUACGUUGUGGCCAAUCCCUGCUGUGUCCAUGGCGAUGGCCGGCCCCCAAGCAGAAGAGGUGAAGCAGCGCAUCUCUGCCAUCUGGGAGAACCUGCAGUGCCCCAUAUGUUUGGACCUGAUGAGUGUGCCUGUGACUACAAAAUGUGAUCACCAGUUCUGCAAGUUCUGCAUGCAGAAGCUGCUGGACAGAGGCCGCCGGCAGGAGGCCAACUGCCCCGUUUGCAAAACCAAAGUCACAAAACGGAGUGUUCAGGAGAGUUCAGCGUUCCAGAAGCUGGUUGCCGGGCUACAGCAGCUGGUGGAGGCCUAUGAGUUUGACACCUGCACAAGCUAUUUCACUGGUUUGGCCCAAAGCAGGAGACCUGGCAGCACUGAGGUCUGGCAGAACACAGAGGAGUGUGUGGACAUUGGGACCCCAGAGCAUGAUGGGAUACAUGGAGCUGACACAAGUGCACCCUCAAUGACGUCAUCUCGAGCAGCUAAGGAUGCCUUUGCCCAGCUGAUGGACCUCGGAGACUCCUGCUCGGCCACGUCAGACAGUGGCCUCGGACACCUGCCGCAAGCCUCCAGGCUGGAAGCUCUACGCUCACCUGUGCAGCAAGACGAGGACUCGCCCUCACCUGCGGAAAGAGAAGACGACCUGCCUGCGGAGGGCGACCGCAACAGCCUGCCCCCGCUGGUCGAGGGAGGACAUGACGCGCUGUCUGCCGCUGCUGUCUCCAGGCCUCCUCAGCCAAUGGGGUUGGAGGAGGAGGAGGAGGAGGCGGAACCUGACAGGGUCGUGGUCCACGCCAAGAGACAGACGCGGUCGUCACAGAUGCUGGUUGCCAAGCAACAACACCCUGGCGAUUCUGACGAUUCUGAGCUGGUUCUGCGCAGGUCCAGCCGCGGUGGCAAGAGGCGGGUUCUGGAGGUGGACCCGGUGGCGCCGGACGAAGAACCGAAGAACCAGAAGAAGAAGAAUCUGGAGAACCGCAGCAGUCUGGGGAGGAGGCGGGUUCUGCAGGUGGACCUGGUGGCGCACAAAGAACCGAAGAACCAGAAGAACCGGGUUCUGGAGGUGGACCUGGUCGUAGACGGCAGGCAGCGAAGUCUGGAGAAGGUCUCGGAGUGGCUGCUGAGGAUUCCGCCGGAGGAGGGACCAAUCGACGACGAGGAGGAGAAGCAGCAGCAAAGCACCAACAUGAGACAGGACAUGAGCCAAUCAGAGCAAGAGCACUCGCUCAGAGGGAGCGAUUCCUGCUUGUCCGCAGACAGCCCAGCCAAUCACAUCACAACGAGCAACAGGCGAACCCCUCAGAGGGAGGAGGGCAGGAGGCUGCAGGAGCAGGUGUUUGGGGCCGUCUACACCAGGGGGCGCCAGACUAGAGGGGGGCAGGGGAAAGGGAGGGCUGCACCUGCCCCUCUCCAGCAUUCUCCUGCCCCUCUCCAGCAUUCUCUUGCCCCUCUGCAGGGGGGAGGCUCCCCUGGACCAGACGAGCUUCUCCCAGACGCCGCCGGGUCCACAGAGAUGCCUACCGCUCCAGAACCCAGUGCUGCUGCACUGGACGAGCCGGAACCACAGGCCCAGCGGGGGGGGAAGCCCGGGAGGAGGAAGAGGAAGUCCGGCGCGCUGACACCGGAGGACUUCAUCAAGAGGCCCUGUGUGGAGGACGGGAAGGAGCCCUGCACAGCUGCCCAGGACCUGGCAGAACCAGAGAACGAAGAGUCCGCUGCCCGGAACUCCGAGGAGCAGAGGCAGGAGGGUUCUGCCCGUAAGCCGGACGGGUCUGACCCAAACACACACGGAAGCGUCCCUGGUGACUCAGACCCAGAACCAGAACUUGGAUCACCCCCAGAGAAGGGGUCGGCGUUUGAGGCCGAGGGGAAGGGCGGCGGCAGCGGCGGCGAGCGGUCCGUGGACGGGUCGGCGUUUGAGGUGAACGAGGUGAGGAGGACGGGGGGGCGACUGAGAGCCCGAGGGAAGAUGAUGCAGGACGCCUGGACCGCCCUGGACAAGACGCUGAGCGCCGACAACACGCCGGAGAGAGAGCCUCGACCGCGGAACACCAGAACCGAGGCGCCGGAGAGAGAACCUCGACCGCGGAACACCAGAACCAAAGCGCAGGAGAGAGAACCUCGACCGCAGAACAUCAGGCCCAAGGCGCCGCAGAGGGACGAGAAGCUUGAGGAGAGGAAGCCGUCGAGGGCUGCCAGGAACCUGAAGCUGGUCAGCGCCGGCGCGGAGCACUGCCCCCUGGUGGCGCAGCUGAGUGGCGCACCUGCGAGCGAUGGCGAUGACGCCCAGAUCGAGAGCUACCCCAGCAGCGGGGAGACCCGGAGCCCUGUCGCCAGGGCAACCAGGCGGAGCAGGAGGCUCGUCGACUUAACUAACGAGGUGCAGGGUGUCCCGAGAAGGACAAGAAACACGACCGCCAAAGCGCCGACAACAGACCCCCCCAAUCCAGACCCCCCCAACCCAGACCCCCCCAACCCAGACCACACCAAUCCAGACCACCCUGAGGAAGAUCCCCGCGCUGCACAUGCUACCACACACGUGAACACACACGUGAACGCACACGUGAACGCACCAGGUCACGGCCCUGCGGAUUCCGUUGAAGAGCCGGACGCAUCGCUGAGAACCGGUGCUGCAACAGCCACGGCACCGAUAGAACGGCACGGUAACCCAGAGCGCUCUGUGGAGGGGAGGGAACGGCACAGUAACCCAGAGCACUCUGUGGAGGGGAGAGAACAGGGCGGAACCACGCAGACCCAACCUGGCGCGCCUCCGAAACGGAACGGGUGUGUGUGUGAGCAGCGCAUGGACAGCAUUGAGGAGGUGGAGGAGAGCUUCAGAGGCAGCAAGAGGAAGUCCUUCCACCUGGGCUCUCCUCGGCGCCAGAGCACGGGCCCUGCGCCCGCAACGCCCGCAACGCCCGUCUCCACGGCAACGCCCGCAACGCCCGUCUCCACGGCAACGGAACCGCGGCCAGACACGCCGCCCGGCGCCAGUCCGAGCGCCGGUGUGUUUGAGUCGGGUCCGAACGCCGCGCAGAACCACGACGCCGCCGCUGCAGCAGCAGCUCUCUCCUGCGGCAGUGAAGUGAUCCCUCCAUCAGACCCGGGGCAGGGGCAACAACACUGCACUCAAGUGCCCCAGACGGGGCAUCAGGGCUCUGGGAGUCUGCUACCUGCCCCUCCGGAGGUCCGUGAGGAGGGCAGUAGAGAGGACUCGGGGGGUAGGAGCUCUCCUGUGACCCCCAAACCCGAGCAGCAGGGCCAAUCGUUUGAGUCCUCCAUGACCCCAGAUGGCCUGGUGCCGCUGGACGCAGAGGGUUCCGUUGCCCUGGACGCAGAGGGUUCCGUCGCCCUGGACGCAGAGGGUUCCGUCGCCCUGGACGCAGAGGGUUCCGUUGCCCUGGACGCAGAGGGUUCCGCUGCCAUGGACGCAGAGGGUUCCGCUGCCAUGGACGCAGAGGGUUCCGUCGCCCUGGACGCAGAGGGUUCCGUUGCCAUGGACGCAGAGGGUUCCGUUGCCAUGGACGCAGAGGGCCCUGACUGUGUGGUGCUGAGUGUGGAGGGGGAGGGGGAGGGGGGCACGGAUGCCUCUCAGCCCCUCAGUGCUGUGAGGAAGAGGAAGAGGAGGGGGAGGAAGGCUCGGCGCCUGGAGUCGUCGGGGUCGGAGCUCAGCAGCGAGGACGAGGAGCUGCCGUCCCUGCAGCAGAUCUUCAGAGCCAACGCCUCGCCACAGCCAAUCGGCAAUCGGGGGCGGAGCUCUGAGAUUCCCCCAGCCCCGCCCCUGCUCCCAGAUGACCCUGAGGAAGAGGCGGCGGACUGUGAGGUCAUUCCCUGCAGCUUGGAGACUCCACCCCCCAGCAGACACUGCCCCCCACAGGCUGGGAGGGAGACUGCAGGGGUGGGAGAGAGACACUGCCCCCCACAGGCUGGGAGGGGGACUGCAGGGGUGGGAGAGAGACACUGCCCCCCACAGGCUGGGAGGGGGACUGCAGCGGUGGGAGAGAGACACUGCCCCCCACAGGCUGGGAGGGGGACUGCAGCGGUGGGAGAGGUGCAGGACGAGGGGGCGGAGCCUGAUGAACACCACGGCUCCCAGGACCUGUUUGGAACUCCAGAGGAGGAUGAGGUAGUCCCUGAGGUGCCUGCAGGGGAGUCUGCCGAGUUCUCUCAGUACUCCAGUGACAUCAUCAACACACAGCAAAAGGUGGAGAUGCAGGCUGAGCUGCAGCGGUUGGAGCAGAUGAUGGCGCUCGUCUCCGAGGCGCUCAAGCAGAAGGAGGCGGAGCCAGGGGCCACGGCAGCCAAUGGGAAUCAAGGGGCCACAACAGUGGGAGGGACCAGUGCUGAGGCAACCAAUGGGAAUCAAGGGGCGGGGCCAAAGCAAAGCUCACUCGGGUCCCCCAAGCAGCAGCCGUCCAGACAGCAGGGAGUGUGGAUGAGAGACGAGGCCUCUUCUGAGGCAGCUGAGGCUGCUCUGCCCUCCCCCACUCCAGACGGCCUGGGACACACUCAGCCCUGCAACACACAGGGGCAGCGCCGUGCUCAAAGGUCGCGUGGCCGUGACGGGCAGAGGUCAAAGUUCAUAGUUGAAGUGUCACCAGCAGCCGCUCCUACCAAACCCCUCCCACUCCAGCUCGCCCUGUCGGGACUAAGUGGGCCACAGCAGGUGGAGGCGAAGAGGUUUGCGAAAAGGAUGGGGGGCAGCGUGACCUCCCACGUGACGGCCAACACCACCCACGUCAUCAUCAGGACAGAUGAUGAACUUGUGUGUGAGCGCACACUAAAGUACUUCCAGGGCAUCUCCAACAGGACCUGGGUUGUCAGCUACCUCUGGGUCUCUGAGUGUCUCAGACAGGAGAAGCUGCUUAAUGAGGUGGAGUUUGAAGUGUGUGGGGAUGUGGUGAAUGGGCGGAGCCACUAUGGGCCUCAGAAAGCACGCUGCACCCAACCAAGCAACUUGCUGAUGAAAGGAUUUGAGAUCUGUUUCUAUGGCCCCUUCACUGGAAUGAGCACAGGUCAGAUGCAGCAGAUGGUUGAGCUUUGUGGAGGUGUUGUGGUGGAAGACCUUUGUCACUUCUCCAAAAACUGUUCUUCUCAGCUUGUGAUUGUGCAGCCUGAAUCAGAAUCAGAAACCAACUUCAAAAUCAGAGAUUUGCCGGACGAUGAAGUGGUGGUGAGCCGUGGUUGGCUGCUGGAUUCCAUAGCAACCUACACACUCCAGGACCUGCACAGCUAUAUGCCAGAGGCCCCGCCCCUUCAGCCCUCCCCCCCAUUCUGACCAAUCCCACGACAUCUGACCCCCCCAUUCUGACCAAUCACACGACAUCUGACCCCCAUACUGACCAAUCCCACGACAUCUGACCCCCCCAUUCUGACCAAUCACACGACAUCUGACCCCCAUACUGACCAAUCCCACGACAUCUGACCCCCCCAGACUGACCAAUCCCACGACAUCUGACUCCCAUACUGACCAAUCCCACGACAUCUGACCCCCAUUCUGACCAAUCCCACGACAUCUGACUCCCAUACUGACCAAUCCCACGACAUCUGACCCCCAUACUGACCAAUCCCACGACAUCUGACCCCCCCAUACUGACCAAUCCCACGACAUCUGACCCCCAGACUGACCAAUCCCACGACAUCUGACCCCCCCAGACUGACCAAUCCCACGACAUCUGACCCCCCCAUACUGACCAAUCCCACGACAUCUGACCCCCCCAGACUGACCAAUCACACGACAUCUGACCCCCCCAGACUGACCAAUCCCACGACAUCUGACCCCCCCAGACUGACCAAUCCCACGACAUCUGACCCCCCCAUACUGACCAAUCCCACGACAUCUGACCCCCAUACUGACCAAUCCCACGACAUCUGACCCCCCCAGACUGACCAAUCACACGACAUCUGACCCCCCCAGACUGACCAAUCCCACGACAUCUGACCUCCCCAGACUGACCAAUCCCACGACAUCUGACCCCCCCCAGACUGACCAAUCACACGACAUCUGAGGAUUCCAAGCCAUAGACUCCUCCUCCCUGAACUGUGACCCUCUGGAGUGGGAUGGAGGGACAGAGUUCUCCAGUGUUCCGCUGGGUUCUCCAGUGCUCCGCUGGGUUCUCCAGUGCUCUGCUGGGUUCUCCAGUGCUCUGCUGGGUUCUCCAGAGUUCUCCAGUGUUCCGCUGGGUUCUCCAGUGCUCCGCUGGGUUCUCCAGUGCUCUGCUGGGUUCUCCAGUGCUCUGCUGGGUUCUCCAGAGUUCUCCAGAGUUCUCCAGAGUUCUCCAUGGCUUCUGCUGGGUUCUCCAGUGUUCUGCAAAAUGCUGCUGGUUCUGCUUUUUUUUUACCUGUCUCAGAUGACGGCAGAAGAACUCAAAAGUGGACGGACAUGCACACACUGUUCUUCUGUCUCACACACACACACACACACACACACACACACACACACACACACACACACACAACUCAUUUAUUCAUCUCUUCCCUGUUUGUUCUCUUUCAGGUCCACAUUGUCUGAUUUUUUUUUUUCUGUGUGUGCGUGCAUGCAUGGGAGUUGCACAGUGUGUUUGCGUGUGUUUGCGUGUGUUUGCGCGUGUUUGCAUGUGUGUGCGCGUUUUUGCGUGUGUUUGUGUGUGUUUGUGUGUGUUUGCGUGUGUGUGUUUGUGUGUUUGCGUGUGUUUGUGUGUGUUUGUGUGUGUGCGUGUGUGUUUGUGUGUGUUUGCGUGUGUGUGUGUGCGUGUGUGUUUGUGUGUGCGUGCGUGUGUUUGUGUGUGUGCGUGUGUGUGCGUGUGUGUUUGUGUGUGUUUGUGUGUGCCUGCGUCCGUGUGUGUGCCAUGUGUCUUAAUGAGUAAAGAUGUUUCUGUUGUUCUGUC
Molecule: messenger RNA, 6957 nt
Organism: Sardina pilchardus (European sardine)
Lineage: Eukaryota; Metazoa; Chordata; Actinopteri; Clupeiformes; Clupeidae
Exons: 21
Coding region: 123-5369 (1748 amino acids)
Biological process (GO): double-strand break repair via homologous recombination; dosage compensation by inactivation of X chromosome; positive regulation of transcription by RNA polymerase II
Cellular component (GO): BRCA1-BARD1 complex; nucleus; plasma membrane
Molecular function (GO): zinc ion binding; ubiquitin-protein transferase activity; DNA binding
Source: RefSeq, a predicted model, not a curated record